This is a messenger RNA of Serendipita indica DSM 11827, 2778 nucleotides long. NCBI's taxonomy places the organism in Eukaryota, Fungi, Basidiomycota, Agaricomycetes, Sebacinales, Serendipitaceae. The record is from the annotation of a GenBank genome assembly.
AUGGGCUCAAGUUCACUCCCAAUUGGCUACUAUGCUCUCCAUAUCUUUUCCUUUGUCGCAAACUCGGCGCUCACACUCACUCUUGUCUUUGGUUUCAAGCAUCCUGGAGUCCUCAAACCGAGUCCUCUCCUCCCAGCGAACACGUCGACAUACAGCUUGUUUGGGAUCGUUGCAUGCUUAUUACUCUUCACGGGUCAUGUCCACGGCCCAGAGCCACCAAAGGUCCUCUGUCAAGCCCAGAGCGCGCUCAUGCUCGCAUUUCCGCCUGCGCUCAGCGGUCUUGCGCUCUCUCUCGUCCUUACCGUUUGGCGGCUAGCUUGGCUCGUCCACCACGAACGGACGCCCUGGUUUACGGACACUCAAUUCAAUUCAAUAUCGAUUGCAUUCCCCUAUCUCUUCUUCGUGGCCUUUGCCGUGGCUGGCUCAAUUGUCGGCACCCAAUCACCAGUCACCCGCCACGACUUUUACUGCAUGACCGAUAACAAGACGCUCACCCUCCUCAACGCCGUCGCGACGCUGGUCAUUCUCGCCACCACCGUCCUCUUUCAAGUAUGGACACUAUUCAUCGUCUUUAAAAGAUACAGAAUAUCACGCAAAUUUGGCCGGGCUGAAGUUGGUAGCGAUGUCGCCCUCUUUAUCCGCGUACUAUCAUUCGGCUUGUUUGUCUUUUUUGCCAUCGUCCUCUCUGGCAUUGCACUCGUCAACUACUCUUCGCCCAUCCCCGACAUUCUCGUGGCCCUGUUUGGACCCGUCGUCUUCUUCAUCUUUGCAUCUCAGGACGAAGUACUUCGAUGUUGGAAACUCAAACCACCACGAUCUAUCGUGACAGACCGCUCAGACUCUGUUGCGACACUCAACUCUGCCCGUGCUCCCCGCAGUCGCCCACGAGACUCGAACACUUUCUCCUUUAUAUCCGCACCCAACCCACGCAUGUCUACGACGACAAUCAUGGCAGACCAGGCGAAACCAACCUUGCCAGAGGACACCCAGGUCCUCCAUCUGACUACAAACAAUCUCUCUGGUGAUCCUGAGCCGACUCCAAAGCCAGAGCACGCAUCCGCAACCACGCUGCUGGCUGACGAGCCCGCCGCACUCGACGCUCUGCAAGAAACGACAGAAUCAAAACAAGAAGAAAACCCAAAGGCACAGUCUACCAACGAGGAAGAAGAAUCCGACGACGACGAGGCGAAUGCACGCUUCUCCACCGUGCCUCUGUCCGCAACGACGCCGGAUGCCCCGCAGAGCGAGCUGUCGGAGCCAAAGGGCCAGCGAGUGUCCGUUUCAUCGACGAAGAAUAUGGAAAUCUCACUCGAGACGCCCCGUACGUCCAUGUCGGCCACGCUAGCGUCUACCGGAUCGACAAAAGACUCCAAGGCGAAACGGAGACCCUCGUCGCUCGUUUCGCCUACACCGCCGAGCGUGUCAUCCACUUCGAAUGCAGAUUUCAUCCUCGCAAAGCUCGAAAAGGAUAUGCUUAGCCCCACAAAGGCUGCGCGUGUCAGCCUGGAUGGCAAGAAUAUUCUCCAGGCAGAGUUUGAGAAUGUUAGAAAGUCUAAAGAGGAUGAGACAGAGUCCAUCACGGCAGAUGGGAUCAACUGGGAUUUCUGGGGCGUCGUCAUGAGCGAUUACGAGUCGUUUGCGAGAAACGAACCCAAAAAGCUUGCACGAGCUAUAGAGGCGGGAAUACCAGCCGCCCUCCGAGGGAUGCUGUGGCAACUGAUGUCGGCUUCCAAAGAUACAGAAUUGGAGCAGCUAUACGCCAAUCUCAUCAAGGGCAGGAGUCCGCACGAAAAGGCGAUCAGCCGAGACCUCGGACGCACGUUUCCACAUCAUGCGUUUUUCAACGACGGUCAAGGUGUUGGUCAAGAGUCUCUGUUCAACGUACUCAAAGCCUAUUCACUGUUUGAUCCGGAGUGUGGGUACUGUCAGGGACUCCCCUUCAUUGUUGCACCUUUGUUGCUCGUGUGUCCAGAUGAAGAGGCGUUCUGUCUCCUCGUUCGCUUGAUGCAGUCGUACGAGCUCCGUGGCCACUUUUUGCCCGAAAUGCCUAGCCUCCAACUACGAUUGUUCCAGUUUGAUCGACUCAUAGAGGAAAUGCUCCCGGUGCUUCAUAUUCAUUUCCUGCGGCAAGGCGUCAAGUCGAGCAUGUUUUGUUCGCAGUGGUUCAUGACUCUUUUCGCCUAUAGAUUCCCAUUAGACCUGGUGUUCCGCAUCUUUGAUCACGUUUGGGCCACAGGAGUGGAUGCCAUAUUCAGCUUUAGUGUCCUCCUCCUUCAAAAGAAUGAACAAACACUCCUCAACCUCAAGUUUGACCAGAUAUUAGAGUUUCUCAAGACAUCGUUACUAGAUUGCUACAUGGUAGAAGAAGAGUUGGAAGAUGGAGAGGACGAGCGUAUCCGAAUCGACGAUUUCAUCCGCGAUGCAGCCGCCUUGCGGAUAACACCGUUUCAAUUGGACGGUUUCGCGGGGGAGUAUAUGGAGAUGCGGCGGGCUCAGACUGCACAUCUCGUCGAGAUGGAAAAUUUGCGAAGAGAGAAUGCGGUCCUCAAGUCUCGCAUCAAAAAGCUAGAGGAAUCAUAUGCGCAAGUUGAGGCGGAGCAUUGUGACGUCAUCAAUCAGCUGGUGAUGGCCAAGGUCGAAAAGGAAGAGUACGAGGCCGAGCUCGUUCGUUUCAAGCUUCUAUAUGCCGAACUAAUGCAUCAGCAUGAAGACUUGAAGUCGCCAAACCGUCUCUCCACCAUUUCGCACUCGAGUGGGAAUCGACAACUGUCGGCCUAG